GGAUCAAGAGCCCCCUCACAGGUUAUGAAUCUCCCUUGAGAGUAGUUUUAUUCGGAAUCAAAAAUAUUCUCUGAUUUUUACUUUUUUGUGUGUGUAUUCCAGUUAGUACGGUCAACAGUGGUUAACAAGAAUCCCUACACAGAGGCAAGAGUGUCACAGACUGCCUGGCUUAAAAAUGGUUCCCAUCCUGCACUCCUCAAUGUUGCAAGGAGGAUUGCCUAUGUCACAGGUCUCUUUGUGUUUGAAGGACCUAUACAAGAGAGGGCGGGAGAAGAACUACAGGUAUUGAACUAUGGUAUAGGCGGGCACUAUGAUGAACAUAUGGACGUCUUCUACAAAGGACUGCAGGAAGGAAGUUGGAAUCAAUCUCUCGUGUAUGAAAAGGAAUUCCCAGCUGGUGAUCGCAUAGCAACCUGGAUUUUCUAUUUAACAGAUGUGAAAUCUGGAGGAAGGACUGCCUUUGUGAAUGCUGGCAUCUCAGUCCCAGCUGUGAAGGGUGCUGCAGCCUUCUGGUACAACCUCAAGAAGAAUGGCAAUGCUGACUUCAGGACUCAGCAUGGAGGCUGUCCUGUGCUGCUGGGCAACAAGUGGGUUGCAAAUAAAUGGAUUCGUGAGCACAAGAAUUUUCUUCGUCGGCCUUGCAGUACCAAUCCCGAGGAAUGAGAUAAAUACAUUAACCUUUAGACUGUCCAAACGUAUAUCUAUGUUUGCGCGCGUAGUGCUCUGCCCUUGAUUGUCUCCAUAAG
Messenger RNA from Cherax quadricarinatus, 746 nucleotides. The record is from RefSeq and is a predicted model, not a curated record. NCBI's taxonomy places the organism in Eukaryota, Metazoa, Arthropoda, Malacostraca, Decapoda, Parastacidae.